Molecule: messenger RNA, 885 nt
Organism: Danaus chrysippus (African queen)
Lineage: Eukaryota; Metazoa; Arthropoda; Insecta; Lepidoptera; Nymphalidae
Source: the annotation of a GenBank genome assembly
UUGCUUUACAGGUUUUUCUUCACGGUCGCCGCCAUCAUGGCGUCGGACGAACAGUUCUCGCUAUGUUGGAACAAUUUCCAUGCGAAUAUGUCAGCAGGCUUUCAUGGCCUGCUGUCGCGUGGAGAUUUAGUUGACGUAACAUUGGCUGCCGAAGGUAGAUUACUACAGGCACACAAAUUAGUUUUAUCAGUAUGUUCUCCCUAUUUUCAAGAAAUGUUCAAAAUGAACCCCACUCAACAUCCCAUAGUAUUUUUAAAAGAUGUUAGUCAUUCAGCGCUUAGAGACUUAUUACAGUUUAUGUACCAAGGUGAAGUUAAUGUUAAGCAAGAGGAAUUAGCGUCGUUUAUUAGUACCGCAGAACAACUUCAAGUUAAAGGUUUAACCGGUAAUCAAAAUGAAGAAAGUUCUACGCCAUCCAAACCAAAGCCGACUUCGAGGCCAGGCCCGAGGUCGUCACAACAAAGGCAAUCUGUUAUGACUAAGUUAGAGACUGAUUUAGAUUCUAAGCCCUCCUCAACUCCAGUAGCAAUUAAGAGACCAAAUAGGCCAUCAAUAGCAUCAAAUAAUUCGUCGUCAUCUCAAAGUGGACCUGCGAAAAGAAAAUGUGUAGAUCCCUUAGAAGCCGGACCAUCAGGAUCAGCCAAAGAGGAAUUUGUCACGAUACCAGACGAGGAUGAAAACAAUGCUGUUGCACCCAAAAUGGAACCCGAAUUUGUUAAUGAAAGUUUAUGGGAUGAAGACGACGACGGCACGAAUAAUGAUGAAACGAACUUUGGCGAAGAUGACUCGAAUAUGGAAAUGACUGGUUUUGAUGGCUCAACGACUGGCGAUGGCAAUUUAACUGGCGGCGGGGAGGGUGGUGCUGUGGGUGACGCACAAGGUUAA